Chenopodium quinoa (quinoa) is the source of this 792-nucleotide messenger RNA. RefSeq lists its product as uncharacterized. NCBI's taxonomy places the organism in Eukaryota, Viridiplantae, Streptophyta, Magnoliopsida, Caryophyllales, Amaranthaceae. The record is from RefSeq and is a predicted model, not a curated record. The transcript has a single exon. The coding region runs from base 1 to 792 and encodes 263 amino acids.
AUGAAUGAGGCUAGCAGAUUUUUGAAGGAAUUUCACAUAGCAUGUGCGGGGAUGAAACCGGCUGGUGUCACCCUCGACCAGCUCAAGUUAAAGGCAUUUCCUUUUGCCUUGUCUGAUGCUGCCAAGGAGUGGUUAUUUGAAGUACCUGCUGGAACCAUCACAACAUGGGAUCAAAUGCUAAAAGUAUUCGCAGAAAGAUAUUUUCCAGCAUCUUUGAUAGCCAAUAUCAGGAAAGAAAUAUGUGGAAUUCGACAAGACGAUGCAGAGACACUUCAUGAGUACUGGGAGCGUUUCAAGAAACUAUGUGAUAGUUGCCCAAACCAUCAGAUCAGUGAGCAAUUAUUAAUACAUUACUUUUACGAAGGACUCAGAGAGACAGACAGGAAUCUAGUUGAUGCAGCAAGUGGUGGAGCACUGGUUGACAAAACACCCGCAGAGGCAAAGAAACUGAUUGCAAACAUGGCUGCAAACUCUCAGUAUCGAGGAGGUCGAAAUAUCACGUCCACCUCUAUACGUCAAGUUAAUGAAGUGGUGAGUUCUAACCUCGAGCAACAAGUAGCUAAACUCACUUCCUUAGUGGAGCGAGUAAUGAUCGAAAAAGGGCAAGAAAAAGUAUGUGGCCUUUGUUCAAUGGUAGGACACCCAACUGAUAUGUGUCCUACUCUGCAAGAAGAAGAAGUGAAUUCGAUUGGUGGUGGUCAGGGGCAGCAAAGACGUUAUGAUCCAUUCUCUCAGACUUAUAAUCCGGGGUGGAGAGAUCAUACAAAUCUGAGAUAUGGUAAUGCUCAGUAG